Messenger RNA from Phalacrocorax carbo (great cormorant), 7122 nucleotides. NCBI's taxonomy places the organism in Eukaryota, Metazoa, Chordata, Aves, Suliformes, Phalacrocoracidae. The record is from RefSeq and is a predicted model, not a curated record.
GCUGAGAGCUUGUGGAGCUCCUGAUGCCAGGCUGAGGUGGGAGGAAGAUAAAUUGGUCUCUUCUUUUGGUUUUUGGAGGCAAGGUCUUGCACUCCAGACUUGUCAGCCUUCCAGGCUUCUGGGCACACCUCUUCUCAGCUAUGAGUAGAUCAAUAGGAUUUAACAUCUGCAUAGUCACCUGCAGCAUCCUGCUCUUGUCCUCUGGUCCACCAUGCCUUGCAUCUCAGUCACUGGAGGACAGGGACAUGACAAAGGUCCAACAUGGCCCCUGGGCAGGGAAUGGGGUGGACGAUGAAAGGACAAGCAUGCUGAACUUGAAAAAUAACCUUGGUCCUUCUGAGCAGACUGUCUCUGAAGAGCCAUGUGGAGUGUCAGCAAAACCAUCUGGGAUGCCCUUAAAUGAUGCUUUCACUGCAGAAGGGGAAAUUCUGCCUGCAAGCCCAAGCCAUGUCAUCCUGGGCAGCCAGGGCCCAGGUGCUCACAGCUCUGCUGGGGCAGUGGCUGCUGUAGAUGAGGAGGAGGUUGGUCCCACAAAGUCAGAGCUGGAUGAAGAUGAUGUGUUCAAGGCCAUGCUGACCACAGCUGUGACCAUGCUGAGCCCUGCUGUCCAGGAGGAGUCUGUCGGUGGCUCCAUUGGUGAGACCACCACAGAGGGUGAUGUUGAAGUAGAGCACAGCACUGCCAGCCUCACUGCAAACCCCCUUUCUGGGACAGCUGAGGAGGUGGUAGAGAGCAACUUGCACCCCUCGGCUGCACCCCAGGCCACUCUGUACUCCAGCUCUCCCAGCUGGGAAACAGCAAGUGACCGUGCUGUCACCCCAACUCCACAGGCUCAUGGCCUGAUCUCUGAGGUGGAAACUCCAAAAGCCCACACAGGGAGCCCUCUGAAGUCCCAGGCUGUGCAAGCAUCUGUGGCUGCAAAACAUCCCCCCAUGGUGACUGAGGCCUCCCUCUACCUGGAAGCAGGGACGGGUGUCAGGCAAGGAGAGCUGCCUGCCACGGCUGGCACUAUCACCGUCCACCGUAUGGACACUGUGCCGCCUGACUGGGAUGACACAAAACUAGGGGACAUAAGUCAAGGGGGAAGCAUGUCACAUGAGGAGGUAACAGAGGAUCUGGGGGCAACAGAACCAUCCCAGACCCCACAGGGAGUUGUGGGGGAGGAAGAAGAUGCAACAAGAGUGCUGCCAUCCCCAGCAUCCCCUCCACCAACUCCAGGGCUUGCCAAGGAGACCAACUGCUGCACAGUGCCAGUGCAAGGGGAGGAGAUGCCAGCAGCUCCCACAGGCAGUGGUGAUGCUCUCCACACUGCAAAUGUGACAGGUGUAAGCACAGCUGAUCUCAACUCACUGGAAAACAUAGAUGCAGUCACAGCAGAGGAGGGGAAAAGCAUCCUGCCAUCACAGCCAGAGGCUGCUGUGGUGACAGAUACACAGUCUGAUAUCUCUCCUACUCUGGAAAGCUCAUGGAAAGGUGUUACUCAGGAGGUGACAACAGUUGCCCAGGAGGCUGAUGCUGCUCUAUCAGUUGUGACACUGGUGCCUGCUGCUACCCAGGGAACAGGAGCUGCAAGCCUUCUGCAGGAGAACAGUGGGGAGGACACCCAGGUGCCAACUGCUCCUAGUGCCACCCAGAUGCUGGUGGCAACUGGUGCUUCCUCUAUGGUGAACACUCCAGAUGUAGAAGAUCUCACAGAUGUGGUCCUGGUCACCAGUGAGAAAGCUGUUGCAGCUCCUAGUGGAUUGUCUGCUACCCAGUCUGAACAGACAGAAGAGACAUCCAGCAGAACUGUGGUCCUAGUAACUCCAGCAUCAAUGGCAUCUUCUGUCAGGAGGACAGCUCUUCCAUCUGUGAGGAAGAUCAGUACAGCUGUGACCUAUGGGCUGGACCGCUUGGAGUCAGAAGAAGGUGAGGAAGAGGAAGAGGAGGAAGAGGAAGAGGAAGAAGAAGAGGAGGAAGAGGAAGAUGAGGAGGACAAAGACAUAGAUUCAAUGGAUGAAAGCAUGGAGGGUGACACUGAGCUGCCAGGCUUCACGCUUCCAGGAGAAACCUCUCAGGAGCCCAUAGCUGGCCUGGAAAACCCUGUGGCCCAGCUGGCUGGGGUGUCCUACCAGGUUCCCGACACCAUCGAAUGGGAGCAACAGAACCAGGGUUUGGUGAGAAGCUGGAUGGAGAAGCUGAAAGAUAAGGAAGGAGGCAUGUCUAGUGUGAUCUAUGCUCAUAGCAGAGCACCUUGGCCUGGGAUUCAGCCAGAGCGAAUGCUGAAAGGACAGAGAAUGGUUUUCCCGAUGAAGGCAGGAUACAUGUCAGGGAUGCUGGUUCCUGUAGGAGUUGGAAUAGCCGGCGCCCUCUUUAUCCUCGGAGCACUCUACAGCAUUAAGAUUAUGAAUCGCCGAAGGAGAAAUGGCUCAAAGAGACAUAAAAGAAAGCAGAGGGAAUUUAACAGCAUGCAAGACCGAGUCAUGCUCUUAGCUGACAGCUCUGAAGAUGAAUUUUGAAUUGAAUUGAACUGCAGUGCCCUUGUGAUAGCCUGUGACUUUUAAAGGAGGGAGGGGGAGAAAAAGAACAAGUGGCUUUCUGCUGCAUCGCUGCUCUCCGCCGCCCGGAGCCACCGAGCAGUGGUUGGUACCCCUCGGGCGAAACGGCAUGCUAUGCUCUACGUGUACCAUGCGGUGAUGUUUGUUUUGAUACAGUAGUGAGAUUCCACAUUCGCACCCGGCGCCUCAUUCAGAUCCACAGCGCGUCUUGUUACAGCUGGAGCUGAUACAUAUGGAUGAUUAUUUUCCUAUUAUACUGUUGUACUGUUUUGGUCCUGGCUGGCAGUAAUCUAAUCAUAACAAUAGAUCUCACCUAACCCGGGAAUGGGACUUCUGUCCAACUUGUUAAUUUUAAAUGUUACAUUACCUGAGCUAGAGUUCAUUAGUGCUAAUAUUAGCUGCUCUGCUUAAUUAAUGAGUUAUACACUUGAAGUGUAUCCCUUGCCACCUGAGAAGUGCCCAAGUACAGUGUUGUUGAUACAGUUUGAAGCACAUUUCUGCACUCGGUUCCCCGACUCUCAGCCCUCCUUUCUUCCUUCAGCUCUGCUCCACUCUUCUUAGAGACACAUGGGAAUGGGCUCAACACUUGCUUCACAGCAGAAAUCAUAGUCCCAUUUUCAACCAGCACUGCCUGUUACAGCACAAUAAAUACCAGCACUCACCUACUGAUGGAUAGUCUUGCAUGGAUCUCUCAGCUUUUGUUCAGGGUGCAAGUAGGUAAGAGAAGAGGCAAGUCAGGGGUUUCUUCAGCUUCUGCCUGUGUUUGAAGGACACUAGUUUAUCUGUUUCACAAGGCUGUGUUCAUAUAGAGAUGAAAGCAGAGCAUCUGUCUCCUUUAUGCCCUGGAAACUACAUUUGCCACCCCCAGAAAGCUGCGUGAAUGGCAGCACCUUUGGGGGAUCUGGAUGGGUCUUGUCUCCACGCUGCUGAAUGCAGGAAGGCACCACAGUUUGCGGAGCAGGUGGCUGUCGGUGUUGAGGGAUUUGUGGGUAAUAGUUGGAAAGCAACAGCAGCCACAGCUGUAGAGAUAUCUGCUAUGGGGAGGGGAAAUGGUCGUGCUGGGGAGCCCUUGGCCAUGGGGGAAAAUCUGAAGCUGUGACAGAUGGCUGCAAGGGUUGCGGCGGUGAAGCCCAAGGGUGACAAUGGGUGAGGGCAAGCUGCCAUGCUGCCUGGGCUGCUAGCACCAGGUUGCAGAGGGAGACAGCCAGUGUCUGAGAUGUUACUGGAACUGGGCAAGGGAAAUUAAUGUUGCUUUGCACAGAAAUGCUGUCAAAAUAUCUAGAAAAAGGGCUGCAUUACUUUAUCUCUGCUUCCGGUUGUGAAAUUACUUCAAUCUGACAUUUAUGCAAAACAUCCAUGUUUCUGAGGUGGGAAUCACUGUUCUGUGGGGCCUCAUCCUUCAUUCAAGCAACAGCAACUCUUGCUGGAGGAGACCUGAUUAGACAAAUAAGGCCAGACCACAUAUCUACUGAGAUUAAAUCCCACUGAGUCUUUGAAGAAGUAGGAGGAGAGUUUGAGGAGGGGCAGGUGCAGGAUUUCAUUCCUUCACCUUGUAAAGGUGAAAAGGCCUCUCAGGUUGUGAAGUGUAGAUGUAGAUGAUGGUAAGCAAAUGUCUCAUGGGCAUGUGAGUGAGUUUGCAACAUUCGGAAGACCUGCCUGAAGCUCAGUUCUCUCUUGAGAGGGUCAGGGCCUCCUCCGGACAUUAAGUCAUCAGAUGUGAUGUUCAGCUCUGAACAAGCAGUGUUCUUCAGAGCCCAAGUGCUUUUUUGUAGGCCUUACCCACACACCUACCAAGUCACCUAGAGAAGGACAGGUGGGACGACCUGUAUUCAAAAUGCUGCUACUGAUGCUAGUCUUCCAGCCGAAAAGCUGUGCAUGGUCCCUCACACAUUCAUCCCGCUGAGUGCGUGGGAAGCAGGUUGGGGGAGGCACAGUAAAACCUGGUCCAUCAACAUAUUAGGGAGUCUUCAUACCCUAAUCCUUCUAGGACAGGCUUUCCCAGCCAGGGCUCCACAGUGCUUGCAUCCCUCCCUUUUCACUCCUGAAAUGCUGACCAGGGGAAUUCUGCCUUGCUAAAAGCAGACCCACAUCUUAAACAGGCACUGACUGGCAGCUCACUGUUAAGUCCAGGUGCCCCUACCCCAAAUAAAAGCCUCUUUCUUCCAUAACAAAUGAUCAGUCCAAGCUAAGAAGAACUUUUCCUCCCGCACUGAUCUCUCCCUAUUUCCAUCUCAUUCCUAAGUCUCUUGGAGCUUGGCGGCGGUCGGGAGGUGUUAACAGUCCAGUUGAGCAUUAUUGGCUGUCUUGCAGUUUUGGGAAUCAGGAAAUAUUGUCCCUUGGGCUUGUUGAUAAUUUGUUCCUGACAAGGCUUGAUGAGGGUUGCAAGGUUGAAUGACUUCUCUCCUCCAUUCCAGUUUGCUUGAGAUCAUCUCCAGAAAGGCUUUUCUUUUAAGUACAGCACCAGACAGGCUGGGAACAAGACUACAUAGGCAGCUGCAAGAUGUUCUUGAAAUGCUUUACCCUGGUCCAGCCAGGGAGGCAUGGCAUUGGCCUCUCUGCAAGAGGGAGUCUGUCCUGGAGCAGAAAGGACAGUAGCUGGGCUGACUGGGUCCUUUGCACGCAACUGUAGCCUGAAAGAGAGACCUGAGAUAACACUGGAAAAGAGGAGCUGUCAGUGAUACUGCAGAACAGAGCAGAUGUACCAGCAAGACCCAAACAGCUGGGUAUCAGCAGGGUUUUGUGCAAUAACAGCCUGCGAAGGACAGGCUCCUCUUGCUUUCCUGUUAAUGGUACUGUGCCUGUGCCGUGUGUGGCAACGGCACAAGUUGCGUUAAGUAACCGAUAAAACGCAGAGCUCCUGGCCAGUCGGGAGGAGGAGGGAUGGCUGGGCGAGGCUGCUGGUCUGAGUGCAAGUACCUUGGCUCCAGCAGCGCGGAAGGAGCUUUAUGGAUGGGUUGUCAAUUUCUUGGAUUGGAAAGGCUGGUGGGGAGGUGCUGUGGCCUUCCCUUGUGCUAAUAAAUCCACAGUUUGGGAAGCACUGACUUUCUACAGUGGCAAUCAGCUUCACUGUCUCUUUUCUCCCUCCCCAACAUAAUGAACUUAAAGGCAAUGCCACCAGUCAGAAUGACGAAGGCGGUGUUUUAGUGCAUCGGCUGGGUGCCCUGGUGUCCUCAAGAACCAGGCUUCACUCGGUGAGGACAUGGAGUGGGCAGCUGGGAUGCUGGAAACCAGCGAUGCCGAAAGUGGGGCUGACAAAUGGUUGCAAUAUCAGAGCCGUUACACGACAAGAAUGGUGGGACAAACUGGGCAAGCAGGAGGGUUGUAGCUAAAAGGGAGGCCCAGCUGAAUGCACAGUUCAGUGUUGGCUCUCUGGUCUGUGCUGGAGCCGGACUUGUGGGUGAGCAGGGCUGCCCAAAGAUUUUGUUUGUGGUCCAGCUUCACUCCCAGGCCUGUCUCUGGCUCUCAACACCACCAACCAAGGUGUCUUGGCCGGGAGCUGGUGGUUGGCAGAAGACUACUGUUGGCCAACUUUCUGAGCCACUCAGCAGUGCAGAGAGAUCCCAAGUGAUGUCCAUUUGAAGUGGAGAUGUUUGUUGACUAGUUGGUUUUGGUUAGGCACCUGCCUCAGAGCCUGGAGGCUCCCCAUGUCUUCAGCUUAAUUCUUCUUGGGGUGGAGGCAAGGGGGAGUCAAAACCAGCCUCGGGUCCCAGUGAAGGGUGUAGGAGCAUUUCGAGCACAGACAGGGUUUUCUGCAGUGCCCCUGAUGUCAGUGCAAUUUCUGCAGGUCCUUAAAGCACAAGCAUCCUUCGGCUCUUUCCCUUCUCAUCCAAGGCCAGUAGACUUUGGAUUGGGCUCUUAAAAGUAUUCUCUAUACAGCUCCUGGAGUUUGAUUCAUUUGCUUGAAAUUAUCAGAUUUCAGGGAGGGAGGAGGGUUUCAGGUGGGAGCUGAAGCCUCCAGUCUCCCAACACUCUACUCAUUUAAUCAAUACCUCUGCAUUGCCAAACAAGCAGAUUCUUUUGAAAGAGACAGGACAUGAAAAGCAGCCAAGAAGUGCCCUGCUCGUCCUCCAUGCUAGGUGAAUUGCAAGGCCCUGAAUGUAAAGGUGAGUUGUUGUGACACUGCUAACGCAGCCUUGGCCCCAUGCAAAGGCACAGCUGCGAUGGCAACUUCGCUGCAGCAAUAAUAAUCUCUUGACUCAGCACAAGAUGAGUCGUUCGCCUCUGUUUUUGGGUUUUCCUGAUAGCACAAGCCAGAGUUUAUCGUAGGCAUCACACAACCACUUCAGCAUCUACAGUCCCAUUUCCAACGAGAGGAACCAGCCUGCCUGAUGUGCAGCCCUUGCCCUUCUGAAAUGCACCUGUACUCUACAGCUGCUGAUUUUUUAAGGUGUCUCCUAUGCCAGAUGUUCACCCUAGGUGAGGUUUCUCUGGACUGCACUGCUUCCAUAGAGUGAUAUUAGCAGUCCUUGUGUUUUCUUGUGGUUUUCUAUUUCAGACAAGAACAACUCCUCAUACUGUAACUAUGGAAUGUAGCACUUUGUUAAAUUAAAACAUUGGGAAAUAAAAAGCUGUCCAUCAUAUCUUA